AUCCUUCGUUACGCACAUGAAAGGUCGUCGAAAGUGAAUACGAAAGUUCAUUCAAUCCUUCACGUGUAUUGUUACCUAUGAAUGACAAUCGACUACGAACUAUGCUAUUUACGUGCUUCUACGACGCUUAGAAUUCUGUCAAUUAUUAAAUCGCAUAUCUGUGUGUAUAUUUAGAACUACAACUCACUAUCUCGUAAACACGUUAACUGUCAAAUCGACUGACUCCCGAGAUUAAACUCAAACGAUUAACCCAUCCCUAUUGUUUAGAAUAAAAAGAGAUAUCUAAUAUUUAAAGAGAGUAUCUUGCUUUGAAGAAUGAUUAUUCAAUCUUUACAAGCUUCCGUAUCGACUGUUACUUAAUUGUUAUUGUUUUACUUUGGUUAUUCAGCUGCAUUAUAAAGUAUAGGAUUGUUUAUUACGUGAUGGCUGACCUUAAUACACGCCCUCUUAUUAGAUAUCUCGAUGACGUUUAGCCUUGAUCAUCCCCGAUACGGAACACGGCUGAAUGCGGUUGCAUUCUCUCGAAUGCAUCCGCCAUAACCUUAGUCUGACGUCAUCGGGAUGAUACUACUUGAUCGUGGACGUUCUACUGAUUCUACGUAGGGAGAUACCUACAUAUACUUGCUGCUUACUUAUAAUCGACAAUAAGAAAUUCUGUUGUCAUGUUAAUCGUUGGUUUUAUCACAACUGACCCAGUGACUCCUCCCUCGGCGGUCUUAAAACAUGACUCAUUAUCGCACUGCCGCUACGCGCAUUAAUGAAAAAUCUGUAUUCCUUGUAAUAAUAUGAUAUUACGCGAUUUGACAUUAACUGGAAUCAGAGCGGAAACAAUGCAAGUGCACGCCUAGUCGUUUUUAAUAAUACAUCUCAUGCGUACACGCGUUCCGCGUUCGCGGAACAGAGAAACAUGCUCGACAAACGACAGAAACAGUUUGUUUACGCGAGAUAUGGUGCAGGCAAAGGGGCCACAGUGAUGGAAGAUCCACAAACACCUGGAUCGGACUGCAACUCCAAUCCUGCCACAGAUUCCAUCCAACAUGACUUGAUCAGCUCCGAGUUUGUGCAGGACAACGUAGAGUAUCAAUGGUUCAUUGAUUACGGCUACAGAGAUGGUGGACUUCACGUUCAUCCAAGUGUGUUGUCUUCGCUUUCUGCUUCAUACUCUCGAGAAGAUUUGGGCUAUUAUGAUGAUCUUGCCCGUAAUUUGGAUGCCAACUUGGCAGAGAUCGAUAUGGAGAGUUUUCGUACAGCAGACAUCCACACUUUACUUACAGCAUUGCCAGUGAUGUGCACAGAUCCUGUCCAACAUUCGGAAUUUAACAAUCAAAGGGAACGGUAUGCCAGUAUAUCUGGAUCUGUUAUGGAAAAACUUGAUAUUGGUUCAUCUAUCAGCCCCCAUACUAGCAGCCAGGGAGAAGACUCAGCUUGUUCAACGACGGACACGAUUUCUAUAUGUAAAUCGUCGCUGCUGUUCUCGCCCCUGAAAGAGACACCCGUACUACCACCGGGGGGUAGUUACAGCGUCGACUCUCUGGACUGCGAAGAUAUGUUGCUGACAUGCCAAACGAACAACAAAGACAACUACACAAUUGCUUUUGAGGGUAGUAUCACGAUGUAUUCAGAAGACUCUCAAGAUUUCGAAAAUCAAGAGAAGCAAAAGACAUAUGAAGCAAGAGAAGCAUACUAUAACAGAAACGCGGGCCUGAAAAAUGUAUUAGAUUUAUCGAUGGCGUGUUCAGAUUCUAAAAUAUAUACUACGUGGAGCAACUUAAAGCAUUCUUCUAUGAACAAAAUUAUAACUCGUCAUCCAUCGGGCAAUAAUAAUACGAUACCAGAAUUUUCGCACGGCGUGGAGAAGAUUAUAUCUGCGACGAAUAAAAGAAGCCAAAGUUUGCCGGAUCUGACGCAAGCCACGCAGUUGCAACAUCUAAAUAUGCCUCUCAAUUUUUCUGUCGAUUCCGCGGAAUCGAACAAUCAUGUCCAACAGUUACAGAGUUCGGGAUCUGUAAUGAGUCGAUCGAUAAACGAAGAAAGCUCCGACAAUGGUGAUAACAAUUCGACAGGAAGGAGAUUGCAGAAUUUAAGUCUCGUGAAAUUAUUUAUGAAGCAGAAGAGUAUGAGCGCCGAAGGAAUGAGCCUGGAUCAGUCAGACUCUGCUAGUGAUAAUGGAUGGCCUACGAAUAACAGUGCUAGCGAUAGUGGCACUAACACUAAUACCAAUACACAAAUACACCGGCAGAAUAUAAAUAAUUUACCUAAGCGUCAAAUUCCCGAAGGCGACUUCUCUAUAAAUUGGGUAAAGAGUGACGUCCACAGCAAUCAGGAAACGAAGGAUCAGAAAGAUAGUCUCAGCGACAUUCCAAAACAUACGUCGACGAUAAGCGAACAGAAAGACGAAAUGAUGUCGUCUGCAUCCGUAGAGGAAUUAUCGGAGAACAUGUCUAAAUCAGAUAUAACUCACGACAAUGACACAGAUCAAAACGAGUUCGAUAUCGUACCAGAUGCUUUCGAUCAUCAGCCGACAACCGCGUGGAUCAAGCCCCUCGAGAAGAAACAUCCGAUUUGCAAGACAACAGGAAUUCAAGCGAUAGCUCAAACGGAGGAUAACUCGGCCCAAACCUCGCUACUAUUUACAGCACUCGCGAAAGAGAAAGAGAACGAGAAUAUAUCGUUAAGAGAAACGAUCGUUAAUAAAAAGCCGGUUUACGUCGUUUACCCAAACUAUGCUCUGCCGGAUUUAUCGUUUCUCAAUAUCAAAGAUACGAAACUGAAUAACGUAGCGUUGAAACCACAGUCCUACGGAAAAAGUAGAGUUACUUGGAAGCACACGGGUAAAUCUGGCAGGCCGUUUUCGUGUAACGAUAUAGACGCGCUGCGUCAGCGUGGAUUUUCACACAUCAAGGACUGGGAAUCGUUGACAUUCCUCUUACCUACGGAGUACAAGAAAAUUUUGCACGACGUGCCGGAAGUCUCGAGACAUAUCAACCUAAACGAGGAAGUGAAGAAGCCUCUGUUCUGUCUGUCCCCUCCGAUGCGUCAUAAAACUCGCACCAUAAACGAAAUCAUACCAAACACCUCGUCCUCCACCAGUAGCACAGCGACGCAACCGUCCUCCGGGUACCGGGGAUCAUCUACGAUAUUAACCGACUCGUCGACGAAUCAGCAAACGUUAAACAACACAACCAAUCCAUUGUAUCUUUACCGUUACGAUAGUAUUAGUUCCGAGGCCAGUUUAGUAAGUAAUGACAAAAAAUUGCACAGGCAAGUCACCAAGGCAAAGUCGACUUGUCCGUGUCUACCGAAACGAUCAAUUUCGCUACCUCACGGAGACCGUGAGUCUGAAUUUUCUAAUGGAAAAGUACCACCGAGGCCACCUUUACCCAGAAGUAUUUUAAGAAAAACCAAGGUUCCUGCGAGUAAGAGAUAUAGCAUGUUUGAGAUGGGAGAUGUAGAGGAAAUCGAAGAUCCAGCUCCCGAAACGAAUAAGAGGAUGUCUUUGCAAGAGCCAUAUUAUAUGAAUAAUGAUUUGCAAUUGGCGUAUCGCGGGAGAAUAGUUGAUUCGGAGAAGGACGUCGACGAGAUGGAAGAGAAAUAUCACGAGAUAGCUAGCACCGGGGAUGCGGAGGCUGAAAAUUCUGAGAAUAGCGAGGACGACGUUAAGCAGUUGGAGGAAUUUUUAAAGCGCAGCGGUUUCUCGUCGCAGAGCAGCGACGGAGACACGGAAGAUCCUGACAUUAAAUUAAGAUCGUACGUUAAGAAAUUUUUAUCUCUCAGGAUGAACAAGGAUGUUACCAAAGCUACCGAUAUGAUAGAAUCACAGAAAAAGACUGUCAGUUUUGCCGUAAACCAAAGGAAAAAAUAUUUAGAUAAUAAGACUAACAACUUGAAUAUUACAAACGAGCAGAGUAAAGAUCCAACAUUCGGAGAAGAUAGAAGAACGACGAGUUCCGAUGAUAGAUUAGACUUGGAUGAGAAAAGGAAAAUGAUACUGUCCGCGAAUAGAGCGGUAGAUUCAUUAUUGAAAUAUUGGAACAGCGAGUCGGGCCAUAAUAGACAAAACUACAAUGACAAAAAUGAAUGUGCUCAAAUCUGUGUCAGUACUUUAUGUCCAGCUUUGUACGCUGUCAUGUUGGAUGGCUUAAAACCGCAUUUAAAUUCUACGUUCGGACCAAUAACGAAUAGCGUCUGGCAAGUAGUCGAAGCAUCUUCUCAACAAGGUCCAGUUACUAAAGCGUUAAACGAGUUAGUACAAAAAAUCAAUGGCGAAGAUGUAAUUACAGAGGGAAUGCUGAAGUUUCACGCAUUUGUAUUUGGAUUAUUAAACUUAAGGGCUUUGGAUGCAUGGUUCGCAUAUUUAUGUACGAGGGAGUCCAUUCUAAAGAAACAUUAUAAUAGCAAUAGUUUAUUCGUGGCAGCCUUAGCUAAUACAAACGUUCGAGAAAUAGUCGACGCUCUUUUAUACACUCUAAACCCCCUAGCAUUCUGUCCAUUUCAGCUUGAUCUACUAUAUCAAUAUCGCCAACUUCAUAAUAGCCUUGGCAAUUUAAAUAAUCAUCCCAUGAAUGCUGUAAACUUUCGAAACGUCGACCUUGCUACUAAAGAACACCAUUUCGACAAAACGGAUGCAUGUACAAUGGUUUCUAGUCCAACUCCAAGUCCAAGGAAAGUUCGUCCACGAUCGUGCGUCGCUUAUGGAAAUUACAACGAUAAAUCUAGUGGUACAUACAAAUCGGAUAUGGAAACUGUAAAGAAACGCUUAAGUAAUCCUAUAGCAUCGAAAGUAUUCCGCACUUUUGAUAAACUGGCUUCCGAGGAUUCUGAAGAUUAUACCGACAGUUUGGAACAUUCGCCGUUGAACAGAGCGUCGAGUAAACAAUCUGCGCCAAGGAAAUCUCGCAGCCUGGAGAACAAGGCGGAGGAGAAAGAUAAUGUUAUGCUCGGAGUGGAGAAGUUUAAGAACCUUCAAGAGAAAUGGGAAAUGAUGCUCGGAAAAGAAGAAGCAAAAACUCAACCGACGGCGUUGUCGCCCUUGUCACCUACGCGAACGCCUACAACGAAUGUAGGGAGGUCUAAAAUACCCAGGCUUCUUACUUCGCCGGUGAAACAAUCGAAUGCGGUAUCGGGACCUGUUAAGAACACGAAAUCUCCUAUCUCGGGAAUUCCAUCGUUAAAGAAACCUGUCAUGCUUUCGACGACGAAAACCACGCCAAAGAAACCCGUAGAAGUAAGAGGCAAAGAUGUGACAAGACGCACCAGUAGGGUGGAUCAGGAUGUUGUGGGGGCAACGAGAACACAUUUAACGCGACCCAGUUCUCUUCCUUACAAAUCCUACGGUGUCAUGUCCAAGGAGAAGAAUUUAAUAUCUCCUCAGAGACGAGCUGCGUCCACGUCUUUACCAAGACCAACCACUACCGCUAAUACUACAAGAAAUCUUGCGAAGAAACCGCUUAAAGAAGUGCGCACGCUCACGCAUAGAAUCCCGUCGGAUAACGGGCAUCUUGCGUUCGCAGAAGGUGAGAAGCUGAAAGUGAUUCUCGAGGUAGAUAAUAAAUGGUUGUUAUGUGCGAGAGGUGAUCGAAAAGGUUUGGUUCCGCGGAUGUGCGUGCACAGCAUUCAGACUUAGCCCCGUACGAUUAAAAUGUCAGAGGAACAAUGGUAAAUGAAAUUCUACGAGACUUCGGCGCUCAGAAAAUAGUCGAUGAAAAGAAGAAGCACGUUGUACAGUGUAUCAAAGGAGAAACAUAGAAUUGUUUUUAAAACAUACGGUAUAGUAAUUGUCAUUAUCACGAUUAUCCAUAAUUAAUUGUUCGAAGCUUCAUUUAUAUCGAAUUGCUAUAAGUAUUAUCGAUCGUAUUGUCAUUGAGACGAGAAUCUAGAUAUCACCGCUAGUCAUAGGCUUUCAAACCAGAUUAUAUUUAAUUAAAUGAACAUACACUAUUUAUAAUCAGAAUGUAAAUAUAUACAGUAAAAUAUAAAGACGAUAACGACAUGUAAUACAUUAUAAUAUUAUCAAUGUAACUGUGAUCAUAGUGUAUAGGUAAGUUUAUUAAUGCGACUGUGCGGCAAUGUUGGACUUUAGUUUUAACGCUCUAACUUAUACCUUUUAUUCUUAUCAAUUCUGUACGAUUAGCACGAUUAACAAGUUUUAUUUGACCCGAUGUAUAAAUUAUUAUAUUGCGCGUUUGUGGUUCGCAAAAAUCACAUUUUUUUACUUGCUUCAUGUAUUCUUUAGUAUGCCAAGGCAUAUUAUACUAUAAUCAAAUAAAAUGUAAAAUUGUAAUUGUA
This is a messenger RNA of Ceratina calcarata, 6285 nucleotides long. RefSeq lists its product as uncharacterized. Gene Ontology annotation, molecular function: protein binding. NCBI's taxonomy places the organism in Eukaryota, Metazoa, Arthropoda, Insecta, Hymenoptera, Apidae. The coding region runs from base 908 to 5623 and encodes 1571 amino acids. Gene Ontology annotation, cellular component: cytoplasmic vesicle. The record is from RefSeq and is a predicted model, not a curated record. The transcript has 12 exons.